Homalodisca vitripennis (glassy-winged sharpshooter) is the source of this 549-nucleotide messenger RNA. RefSeq names its product nucleolin-like. The coding region runs from base 88 to 549 and encodes 153 amino acids. The record is from RefSeq and is a predicted model, not a curated record. Lineage: Eukaryota; Metazoa; Arthropoda; Insecta; Hemiptera; Cicadellidae. The transcript has 3 exons.
UGAUAGAAAGAACAGUUUUUGGCCAUAGUAGUGCAAAGUUUUGCCACCAGAAUGCUCUAGGUAUGCUCCAGUCUUCUUAACCUAAAAAUGACUGACCCUCCAGAAAAACGUGACCGGCCAAAACGUUCAUGUCAAGGCAAUCAAAACCCUCACUACGAACCAGUCAAUCUAGAUGAUUCUGAGAUUGAGGGCGCGUUAAAUGAUGAUGAUGAAGAAGGGGACUUGUUGAGACACAGAGACCGCUUUUUUGAUGUGAAUGAAGUUAUUGGAAAUUGGAGUGAUGACACCGAUGAAGACCCCACAUACGAGCCUCCCAAUGAGCCGGAUCGUAAGGAAGACACGUCAGAAGAGGAUCCACAACCAGAAGCAAUCCAGCGAAAAGAAGGAAAGAGGAAGAAGGCGCUCACUAAGAAAAAGGGAGAUGGGGCUAAGAAAUCGAGAAAAACGAAAAAAUCAGGACAAGGAUUUUUCACCCCCAUGGAGGACAGGACCAUUCAAUCCGACACCUUUGACGAUUGCUCAACCAGCAUACCUACCUAUCGACAGUGA